AUGUUGGAUACUAUUUUUAAUAAUCUCGUCCCAGUCAAAGAAACACUCGGUGACUCAUUGUCCGGGUUCCCAAUUGUGGAAUCGCAAUCGAACAACUUGAGCGACGAAUGCGACAAUGUGUGUGGUCCUCGGGCACUGGAAAUCACUUCAUUGAAGCUGUCGGAAGACUGUGACAC
Molecule: messenger RNA, 176 nt
Organism: Acaulospora colombiana
Lineage: Eukaryota; Fungi; Glomeromycota; Glomeromycetes; Diversisporales; Acaulosporaceae
Source: the annotation of a GenBank genome assembly